Messenger RNA from Syngnathus acus (greater pipefish), 1881 nucleotides. RefSeq lists its product as uncharacterized. Gene Ontology annotation, biological process: protein deubiquitination. The coding region runs from base 404 to 1570 and encodes 388 amino acids. Lineage: Eukaryota; Metazoa; Chordata; Actinopteri; Syngnathiformes; Syngnathidae. The transcript has 2 exons. Gene Ontology annotation, molecular function: cysteine-type deubiquitinase activity. The record is from RefSeq and is a predicted model, not a curated record.
UUAAAUGCAAGGUGUAUAUACUUAUACUUGAAAUUAUUGUAUCCCCUUUACAUGAGUGGUUCUUAUAAACUCAUACAUUGCAUGAAACAUAUAUUUUUUUCCAUUGCUUUGUUUCCCCAAUGCUCAAGCCUUUUGAGGUGGCGCCAAUUGUGAGAUUUUGCCAGUCCCAGCAGGGCAAGCAGUGUCCUUGAAUAGUGAGAGAAAACUAUUUCAGUUACGCUUCCUACUAUGUUGAAGUCUGGGCCACUCAAUGAGAGUUCAAACGUUUUGUGCUUUCUGAGGCAUUUUCAGAAUUUCCCUCUGCGUACUUGUCGCUGGUUUUACCAGUAUGACUUUUGUAAGUCUUGCUGUGGAAAUUUGCUCAUGGUAAACCUGGAACUGUACAAGGAUUAAUUAUGCUAUCAUGGUGAAGUGGUGGACCCCAAAGGGGGCUUGGUCUUUUUUGAGCUGGCUGUGUCACAGAGCCUCUGAUGUCAGACAACAGAAAAAUGACCGCAGUCCUGUGAUGUCACAAAGCCGGAUCAAUGCCCCUGGUGACUCCUGGGUUUGUUUGGUAGUAUAUGGUUUCUUUUUCCCGAGCAAGAUGCCGCUUCUUUUCUUGGGUUUUGCCCUGGGAGCCGUGGCCACAAAAACCCUGAGGACUGUCGUGGGGGGUCCACCUUCUGUUCGAGCGGGACGGCUGAUCCCGUGGGAGGACGAGCCCAUGGAAAGGACGGCGCGGCAGAAAAAGAGCCCGCUCAAGAAGAUAUGCCGCUUCGCAAACUACUACAACAACUGCUGGAUGAACUCCACGCUGCAAGCUACGCUAAACCUCAACGUGGUGCGGAAAAAGCUACCUAAUCGUAUCCUUCAGUUUGUGAAGUUACUCGCGAACAUGCCGGCGUUUGCUUGCCUCUAUCUGAGUGCCCUGGAGAAGCCGGGCGUGAGCUUCACGGCGGCGGAGCUCUGCGUGGCGCUGGCCGAGCUCUGCGACUGCGUCCCGGCGCUCUUGUUGUACGAGAACAACGAUUCCGUGGAUCUGUUGGUGCCGCUGUUGUCGUGGUUCGACCAGUGUGGGAUCCGCACAAGUAUCAAGGUGCGCAACGUCAGCUGGUGUCCGCAUUGCCACCACACCACCUCGUCCAUCGCCAACUUGGGCAACAUCGUCACGUUGCCCAGACCGCGCAAUGGCGAGACGUUGCUGUCUUUGAUGAAGCGCGCCACGAGCGGGCGACGGAGCCGGUGCAAAGCGUGCGGGCACAAAACGAUGCAAAAGCAGUUCUGGCCCCAUUCGGACAUUUUGACCUUUUUCGUCAACCGGAUCGUCGGCGACGGCUACGUGAGUCACGACCACGUCUACUCGCCGGAGCUGCUAGAGAUGAACGUGAACGAGAAGACCAAGCAAACGUACCGCCUGGCCUCUGUCAUCUGCCAUGAUGGCGUGGACCGUCACAGCGGACACUUUUGGUCCUACCUCUUUUCUAACAACGUUAUUAUUGAGGCUAAUGAUACUGACCUAUCCUUUACGGAUCAGGGUCCGCCUGACAAGGUCUACAAUAAUGGUACAACUUAUCUCUAUGAAAUGCCAUGAGAUAAAAUACACAACAGUACCAUGUAUCGCUAAAAGAAAUGUGCUACCAAAUAAGGUGUACAAGAUCAAUACUUGGGUUGGGACUGGGUUUAGUCAGCACUAUUGUUUGGUCUGGAGGCAAAACCGAAAUUGUGUCAGUGGCACCAAGUGUCGAAAAUGUCCUGAGGCCCACCGCUAACAUGAACCAGGUUGCGUCCGAAACUAGCUAGCAGCUGUUUUGUUUACAAGCGAGACUGGCGAGUCACUCGACAGCCACCAACGUGCUCUGUAAAGUACUUUGUUUCAAUAAAGUGCUUUUUGACUUGUUUGUU